AGCGGCGCACAUGUGUCGAGCUCCGUCCCUCCUGGCAGUCUGCAGACCACUUCCACUCCUUCUCCAGGACAGCGGGUCUCUCCAGCUGUAAUCUCAGCGUUUGGUCCUGAUUUAUCGAGGCUGCUGCAGUCAUGGCUGUUGUCAGAUUCUACAGCAGCGAAGCUCUUCAUGGACGAGCCUUGCAGAGAGCAGCCAAGCUCUUCCCCAAUCUGUUGAUCAAAACUGAGCUUUGCUUCAACGUGGAGCUGACAGGUGGCGAAGGUCUGGAUGCGGAGCAGAAGGAGGUCCUGCUGUGGUUGUUUCGUCCUCCGCUGCAGGCAGAGCCGCUCUCUGACCAACCGAAGCUCACAGAGGGAGGCGGGGCCAAGCUUGUAGAGAUCGGACCGAGGUUGAAUUUCUCCACCGCCUGGUCCACCAACGCCGUGUCCAUCUGCCAGAGCGCCGGCCUCUCCAACGUCACCCGAGUGGAGCAGUCUCGCCGGUUUUUAAUCAAGGCCAAGAAUGGACAGAGCGUGAGCGAGCUCAGCGGAGAUCUAAAGAAGCUGAUCGAGGUUCUCCAUGACAGCAUGACGGAGUGCGUCUACCAACAGCCCAUCACCUCUUUCGCUGUAGAAACCAGGCCACAGCCGGUGUUUGAGGUGGACAUCCUGGGGAAGGGUCGCGUCGCCUUGGAGACGGCAAACCAUGAGCUGGGGCUGGCCUUCGACUCCUGGGAUCUGGACUACUACACCUCCAUGUUCCAGAGGAUUAACAGGAACCCCACCAGCGUGGAGUGUUUUGACCUGGCUCAGUCCAACAGCGAGCACAGCCGCCACUGGUUCUUCCGGGGGCGGAUGGUGAUCGACGGGCAGGAGCAGAAAGAGACGCUCUUCAGCCUCAUUAUGGAAACGCAGCAGCACAGCAACCAGAACAACGUCAUCAAGUUCUGCGACAACAGCAGCGGCAUCAGAGGAAAGGAGCUGCAGAGCAUUUACCCAGCAGACCCCUCUGAAGCGAGCCCGUACGAGACGCGCCGCUCCCUGCGACACGUCAUCUUCACUGCGGAGACGCACAACUUUCCAACAGGUGUUGCACCGUUCAGCGGCGCCACCACGGGGACUGGAGGUCGCAUUAGAGACGUCCAGAGUGCCGGACGGGGCGGACACGUCAUCGCUGGAACUGCAGGAUACUGUUUUGGAAACCUGCACAUCCCAGGGUACAGCCUCCCCUGGGAGCAGGAAGGAGCGGGCUGGGAGUAUCCGUCCAGCUUUGCCCCCCCACUGCAGGUGGCCAUCGAGGCCAGCGAUGGCGCUUCAGACUACGGCAACAAGUUUGGGGAACCCGUCCUCUCGGGCUUUGCCCGUUCCUUUGGGAUGCGGUUGGCUAACGGCGAGCGACGGGAGUGGAUUAAGCCCAUCAUGUUCAGCGGCGGCCUUGGCUCGAUCGAAGACGCCUAUGUGAAGAAAGAAGAGGCAGAAGCUGGGAUGGAGGUGGUAAAGAUCGGCGGGCCGGUGUAUCGGAUCGGCGUGGGAGGAGGAGCAGCCUCUUCUGUUCAGGUUCAAGGAGAUAACUGCAGUGAGAGGGAUCUGGGAGCAGUUCAGAGAGGAGAUGCUGAGAUGGAGCAGAAGAUGAACCGCGCUCUGAGGGCCUGUCUGGAACGAAGCACCGGGAACCCCAUCUGCAGCAUCCACGACCAGGGAGCCGGAGGGAACGGUAACGUUCUGAAGGAGCUCAGUGAGCCAGCGGGCGCCGUGAUCUACUGCAGCAAGUUUAAGAAAGGCGACCCCACGCUGAGUGUUUUGGAGCUGUGGGGGGCAGAGUAUCAGGAGAGCAACGCUCUUCUGCUGCGUCCGUCUGACAAGUCUUACCUGGAGAGGGUUUGUCAGCGGGAAAAGUGUCCUGUUGACUUUGUGGGACACAUCACAGGCGAUGGAAAGAUUGUGCUGGUGGAUGAUGAGGGAGGCAGCGGCCAACAGGCAGACGCUGUCCGGCAUCCUGUCGACCUGCAGCUGGAGUGGGUUCUGGGCAAGAUGCCACAAAAAGAGUUUAAGAUGGAGCGUCUGGCUCCCACCCAUAAGCCCCUGACUCUUCCUCCUAAGCUGACGGUCAGAGACGCUCUGCAGCGGGUUCUACGUCUGCCUGCUGUGGCCUCCAAACGCUACCUCACCAACAAGGUGGAUCGCUCUGUGACUGGGCUGGUUGCCCAGCAACAGUGCGUCGGCCCUCUUCACACUCCGCUUGCCGACGUGGCCGUCGUCGCUCUGUCGCCGUUCAGCCUGGAGGGAGCGGCCACGGCCAUCGGGGAGCAGCCAGUGAAAGGUCUGGUCUGUCCUGCGGCGGGGGCCAGGAUGGCUGUAGGAGAGGCUCUGACCAACCUGGUGUUCGCCAGAGUCACGGCUCUGAAGGACGUGAAGUGCAGUGGGAACUGGAUGUGGGCUGCCAAGCUGCCGGGUGAGGGGGCCUCUCUGUGGGAGGCCUGCAAAGCGAUGUGUGAGGUCAUGGGCCAGCUGGGGGUGGCCAUCGACGGGGGCAAGGACUCCCUGAGCAUGGCAGCUAGAGUGGGGACGGAGACCGUCAAAGCUCCAGGUGCUCUGGUUAUUUCUGCGUAUGCUGUUUGCCCUGACAUCACUGCCACGGUGACGCCAGAUCUUCAGGAUCCAGAUGAUAAAGGAGUGUUGUUAUGGGUUCCUAUCAGUCCAGGUCACCGCCGCCUCGGUGGCUCCGCCCUGGCUCAGUGCUACAGCCAGCUGGGAGACCGCUCUCCUGACCUGGAUCAUCCUGAAUACCUGAUCGCCUGUUUCAACACCACCCAGAAGCUCCUGGAGGAUGGUCUAAUCAGCGCAGGACAUGACAUCAGCGAUGGAGGCCUCAUUUCCUGCCUGUUGGAGAUGGCGUUUGCUGGAAACCGUGGCCUCGACGUUGAGCUUUCUUCAGAAGGAUCCGGAGUGAUGGAGCUGCUGUUCAGCGAGGAGCUGGGUUUGGUUCUGGAGGUCUGUCAGACCCACCUAGAGGCUGUCAGUCAGAGAUACAGGGACGGAGGCCUGCAGUGCCAUCACAUCGGAAGAACCUGCGGCUUUGGUCCUGAUGCUAAGGUCCGAGUCCAGGUGGACGGACAGGAGGUCCUUUAUGAGGCCCUGCCUGAACUCAGAGCAGCCUGGGAGGAAACCAGCUUCCAGCUGGAGCGCCUUCAAGCUGACGAGCUGUGUGUGAAGCAGGAGGAGGAGGGGCUUUCUAAGAGGACGCAACCGUACUUUAAACUGACCUUUGACCCCUCUGAAACUCCAAACAUGAAGCAGCUCACUGCAGCUCAGCCACGAGUUGCUGUGAUAAGAGAGGAAGGCAGCAACGGAGACCGAGAGAUGUCCGUCUCUCUGUACAUGGCAGGCUUUGAGGUUUGGGAUGUCACCAUGCAGGACCUCUGCUCCGCCUCCUUAACCCUCCAGCCCUUCAAGGCGGUCGUGUUUGUGGGAGGAUUCAGCUACGCAGAUGUGCUGGGGUCAGCUAAGGGUUGGGCUGCAACCGUUGCCUUCAACCCAAAGGCAAAAGCAGAAUUUGAUCACUUCCAGCAGAGGGAAGACACUGUGAGUCUGGGAGUUUGCAAUGGCUGCCAGCUGCUGGCCCUGCUGGGCUGGGUGGGAGAGGGAGAGGACGGAAAAGACUCUGAAGUGGUUCUGACUCACAAUCGUUCCGGGAGGUUUGAGUCUCGCUUCGUCAGCGUUGGGAUCCAGAAGUCCCCGUCCAUCUGGCUGAGAGGCAUGGAGGGUUCUGCUCUGGGGGUGUGGGUUGCACACGGAGAAGGUCUGAUGUCCUUCCGUAGCUCUCAGGUCCAGGACCUGAUCACCUCUUCUGGGCUCGCCCCUCUCCGUUACCUUGACGACGAGGGCUGUCCCACCGAGGAGUACCCUCUAAACCCUAACGGCUCCCCUCAGGGUAUCGCGGGCCUGUGCUCCAGGGACGGGAGGCACCUGGCCAUGAUGCCCCACCCGGAGCGCUGCACCCUUGGCUGGCAGUGGCCCUGGGCUCCCAGGGGCCUCAGACUUUCGUUGACACCUUCCCCCUGGCUGCGAAUGUUCAGGAAUGCAGCCGCCUGGUGCAGCGGCACAGAUUGACGCUGCAGCUUUAGCUCCCUGUUACAUUUGUCUUUGUUUAACGUUGGAGACGGUUAACAAUCCUGACAGAGAUGUUUACGUGUUUUAUUAAACUACCAAACACUAAUCAUGCUGAAAUCAUCAGCUACUUUGCUGUAACAUUUCAAACUAAACCUGCUUAUAAGUCUGUAUGAAAAAAUAAUCUGUGAUGGGAAUAAAGAUGAAC
Cyprinodon variegatus (sheepshead minnow) is the source of this 4293-nucleotide messenger RNA. It is a transcript of the gene pfas, whose product is annotated as phosphoribosylformylglycinamidine synthase. The record is from RefSeq and is a predicted model, not a curated record. The transcript is spliced from 28 exons. Gene Ontology annotation, biological process: 'de novo' IMP biosynthetic process. The coding region runs from base 132 to 4088 and encodes 1318 amino acids. Gene Ontology annotation, molecular function: phosphoribosylformylglycinamidine synthase activity. NCBI's taxonomy places the organism in Eukaryota, Metazoa, Chordata, Actinopteri, Cyprinodontiformes, Cyprinodontidae.